CCCUCUUCAGCUCUCUCCUUCCUUCUCCGCCUCCUCAGCGCUCGGGCUAGAAUAUCUAUGGGGCGAAACGUGAUGCGAUGAAUCUGAGAGAGACCGAAACUGGGACGCGGAACGCGGCGGAAGCGGCGAGACGCCGGGGCCGGGUCAUGGGGGCUUCGCCACAAUAGAGGCGCCCCCUCCCCCUUCAGAGCGAACUCCCCCAAAUCUCCUGGUCACAGGAUGGCGGCGGAGGCAGCGGCCCCGUCUCAGAUCGAAGCCGAACUGUAUUACCUGAUCGCCAGGUUCCUGCAGUCCGGACCCUGCAAUAAAUCUGCUCAGGUGCUAGUGGAGGAGCUGGAGGAACACCAGCUGAUCCCGAGGCGCCUGGAUUGGGAGGGGAGAGAGCAUCAGAGAAGCUUCGAAGAUCUGGUGACAGCCAAUGCACACAUUCCUCCAGACUACCUCCUUAAAAUUUGUGAGCGGAUUGGGCCCCUCUUGGACAGAGAGAUCCCUCAGAGUGUCCCUGGGGUAAAGACUUUGCUAGGCGUUGGCCGGCAGUCUUUGUUGAGAGCAGCAAAAGACUGUAGGAGUGCACUGUGGAAUGGCUCUGCUUUUGCAGCACUCCACCGAGGCCGCCCUCCAGAGCUGCCGGCAGACUAUAUGAGAGCACCAAAUGUGGUAACGAUCACUUCUGCCAGACAGUUAACUGGAUGUGGUCGCUUCAGCCAUAUAUUCCCCUCAUCUUCUUACCAACAAAUGAAGAUGCACAAGAGAAUUCUGGGUCACUUAUCAUCUGUCUACUGUGUAGCAUUUGACCGAAGUGGGAGAAGAAUUUUCACAGGUUCAGAUGACUGUUUGGUAAAAAUCUGGGCUACUGAUGAUGGACGCCUCCUCUCUACACUACGAGGCCAUUCUGCCGAAAUUUCUGACAUGGCCGUCAACUAUGAAAACACACUUCUUGCCGCCGGCAGCUGUGAUAAAGUGGUCAGAGUAUGGUGUCUCCGAACCUGUGCGCCAGUUGCUGUCCUUCAGGGGCAUUCAGCUUCUAUUACUUCCAUACAGUUUUGCCCAGCAAGGAAAGGAACAACCCGUUACCUCACUUCAACUGGUGCUGAUGGGACAAUUUGCUUCUGGCAGUGGCACGUGAACACUCUGAAAUUCAAGGAUCGUCCACUGAAAUUUACUGAGAGGUCCAGACCUGGGGUUCAGAUUUCUUGUUCUUCUUUUAGUUCUGGUGGCAUGUUCAUUGUUACAGGUAGCACUGACCAUGUGAUUAGAAUAUAUUACUUGGGAUCAGAGUCCCCUGAAAAAAUUGCUGAGUUAGAGUCACAUACGGACAAAGUUGUUGCAGUUCAGUUCUGUAACAAUGGAGACAGUUUGAGAUUUGUUAGUGGAAGUAGAGAUGGAACUGCAAGAAUCUGGCAAUAUCAGCAACAGGAAUGGAAGAAUAUGGUGCUUGACAUGGCAACUAAAGCAACCGGGCACAAUAUAGCAAAUGAAGACAAAGUGACUAAGCUAAAGGUGACUAUGGUGGCUUGGGACCGAUAUGAUACCACCGUUAUUACAGCAGUGAACAAUUUCCUCUUGAAAGUCUGGAAUUCUAGCACAGGGCAGCUUCUUCAUAAUCUAACUGGACACGAUGAUGAAGUGUUCGUUUUGGAAGCACAUCCAUUUGACCAAAGGAUCAUGCUUUCUGCAGGUCAUGAUGGGAACAUUUUUAUUUGGGACCUUGACCGAGGAACCAAAAUUCGAAAUUAUUUUAACAUGAUUGAGGGCCAAGGCCAUGGUGCUGUAUUUGAUUGCAAGUUCUCACCAGAUGGGCAACAUUUUGCCUGUACAGAUUCUCAUGGACAUUUGCUGCUGUUUGGUUUUGGAUGCAAUAGAGACUAUGAAAAGGUUCCAGAUCAGAUGUUCUUCCAUACGGAUUAUCGGCCCCUUAUUCGAGAUGCUAACAACUACGUAUUGGAUGAACAGACCCAACAAGCCCCUCAUUUGAUGCCUCCCCCAUUUUUGGUGGAUGUGGAUGGCAAUCCUCACCCUACAAAAUUCCAAAGGCUGGUACCAGGCCGGGAACAUUGUAAGGAUCAACACCUUAUUCCACAACUGGGAUACAUUGCUAAUGGUGAUGGUGAAGUGAUAGAACAGGUGAUUGGUCAACAAACCACUGAUCAAGAUGGGCAUAUUCUUGAUGGAAUGAUCAGGGAACUGCAGAGAGAGCAGGACUUAAGACUGUUUAAUGAAGAAGGAAGUUCAUUUAUUCCUACUAAUAGACCAUAUUCUCUUAAUGGAGCUCUGAGAACUCCAAAUAUGGACUUUGCCUCUCCCUCAAAUAUUGGAUUCCGAACCAGUGCUCAGAUGGAAAGUGUCCAACCAACACAUGGUUCUUCUCGAAGUCAGGUGGCCACUCAGAGGGAUUUCAUGUCGUGGAGCCGAAGAGUAGUGGUUAAUGAACUAAAUCCUGGUAUUAGUCGGGUACAGGAAGAUUGCCGAGCUGCAAAAGGUGAAAGAGAAAUUAGUCUUUAUACUUUUGAAAAGAAAAGAAAGCCAUCUCAUACCAUCCAGAGGAAUGAUUUUCAACCUGGUAGUGGAAGAUCUUUACGAAGAACUCAGCGAAAGCGCCAACAUGCUUACCAAACACGCUCCACCAUAGAACAUAAUCCACAAGUACCAAGUCAAAAUGCAGUUGCCCAGGAAGAAUCAGAAAGCUCCUCAGAGGAAGAGGAAACUGGAGGCACUAGCGAUGCAUCUGCAGAUGAUGUGGUAGCCGAGUGGCAAAUGGAAAGCUCCUCCAGUGAUUCAUCGAGUGAUUAUUCUGAUUGGACAGCAGAUGCAGGAAUUAAUCUACAACCUCCGAAGAGACAAACCAGACAGACAACACGGAAAAUAUGUAUCAGUUCUGAGGAAGAGAAUUUGAAGGAUGCUAAAUCAUUAGAAGAAAAGAAAAAGAAACCAAAACAGACAAGAAAAAAGAAACCUAGUGGACUGCCUGCUGUACCAGGUGAACCCAGUGAAGAAUGGCUUGCACCCCAGUGGAUCUUGGACACCAUCCCACGACGUUCCCCAUUAGUUCCCCAGAUGGGCGAUGAGCUUAUAUAUUUUAGGCAAGGCCAUGAAGCUUAUGUGCGGGCUGUAAGAAAAGCAAAAAUCUACAGUGUUAAUUUACAGAAACAGCCAUGGAACAAAAUGGACCUCAGGGAACAAGAAUUUGUGAAGACUGUGGGAAUCAAAUAUGAAAUUGGACCACCUACACUUUGCUGCUUGAAGCUCGCAUUUUUGGAUCCCAUCUCAGGCAAAAUGACUGGAGAAUCUUUUUCCAUUAAGUAUCAUGAUAUGCCAGAUGUUAUUGAUUUCCUUGUUCUCCAUCAGUUUUAUAAUGAAGCCAAAGAAAGGAACUGGCAGACUGGUGACAGAUUUCGCAGUAUAAUAGAUGAUGCCUGGUGGUUUGGAACUGUGGAGAGUCAACAACCUUUCCAACCAGAGUAUCCUGACAGUUCCUUCCAGUGUUACAGUGUUCAUUGGGACAAUAAUGAGAGAGAAAAGAUGAGCCCCUGGGACAUGGAACCCAUUCCGGAAGGAACUGCCUUGCCAGACGAAGUUGGUGCUGGGGUCCCUGUAUCUCAGGAAGAACUGACUGCUCUCCUCUACAGACCCCAAGAAGGAGAAUGGGGGGCUCAUUCUAGAGAUGAGGAGUGUGAACGCAUUAUUCAGGGCAUUGAUCAUCUACUUACCCUGGAUUUUGCUAGCCCUUUUGCUGUUCCAGUGGACCUUAGUGCCUACCCCUUGUAUUGCACUGUAGUUGCUUAUCCGACUGACCUCAACACAAUUAGGCGGAGGCUUGAAAACCGGUUUUAUAGGAGAAUAUCAGCAUUGAUGUGGGAGGUACGAUACAUUGAGCAUAAUGCCAGGACUUUCAAUGAGCCCGACAGUCCUAUAGUUAAAGCAGCCAAAGUUGUAACUGAUGUUUUACUUCGCUUUAUUGGGGAUCAGAGUUGUACUGAUAUUCUCUCUACAUAUAAUAAAGUUAAGGCAGAAGAUUUAAUAAGUACCGAGGAAGAUGGGGACCAGGAGGUUAGCAAUGAGGUGGUAGAAGUGCCAGAUUUAGAUUCUGAUGGUCCUGGAACAUCCUCUGGAAUAACAGUAAGAUGCCCACCCAAAACUUCCAUCCAAGCAACUCCUGUUGAAUGGGUAAAACAGUGUAAAGAACUUUUGAGCCUCAUUUAUGAACGAGAAGACUCUGAGCCUUUUCGACAACCAGUUGAUCAGUUGUCUUACCCGGAUUAUCAAGAUAUUAUAGACACUCCUAUGGACUUCAGCACUGUGAAAGAAACUUUGGAAGCAGGAAACUAUGCCAGUCCUUUGGAAUUUUAUAAGGAUGUUCGCCUAAUAUUCACCAACUCAAAAGCUUAUACUCCUAAUAAAAAGUCAAGGUGUCAGAAGAGGAAACGGCCCCCGUACAGAAAACGUCUCCGGAGCAGCAGUAGUUCACCAAAUAGUAGCAGAGCAUCAAGUCCAAAAGGAAAACAGAAACAACUGAAGACAGAGUCUCAAAGUGACCCAAGUACCUCGCUGCCUUUGACCCGGACAAGCUCUUCUGUCUCAUCUCAUGGGCACUCUCUUGAAAUUGAAGUUUCAGAUCCUGGUGACGAUCCUGUUGGAUAUGUAGUUGAUGAAGCCCUUGAGGGACAGAGUUCAUCAUCAAAUUCAAAUGCACAAAGCGGAAGUGGAGAUAGUUCGGUUCCAAGGAAAGGUACAUCGUCCCGGGGUAAAGUUACACCAGUUGAAAGAGAUCAGUCCCAUGAUGAGCCUCUUACAAAUGGUAAUGGAAAAGAGCACCGGAAAGGAGUGAAGAGAAAAUUACUCCCUCCAUCAGAAGAUGAAGAAGAGGGAGAGAAAAGAGGUACAAAAGAGAAAACAUGUUUAUCUUCAUCAGAGAGUGGGGAGUCUAGUUCAAGUUCUGAAAGUUCAUGUUGCUCUGAUUCAGACUCUGAUUCAAGUUCCAGAACAGACCGUGAUUAUGUAGAGGGGGACCAUGACUACAGCAAAGUUAUUCAUACCAGACCUAAAAGAAAGCUCAGAAAGGAUCUUGCCAGUGGAAAAAGACCUUGGAAGACCAGAGGAGCUGGAGGAAGAGGUAGAUGGGGCCGAUGGGGCCGAUGGAGCAGAGGAGGAAGAGGAAGAGGAAGCAGAGGUCGUGGGAGUAGAGGAAGAGGAAAUGGAGCAAGGGGGAGAGGAAGAGGAAGAGGAGGAGGAGGAGGAGGAGGAGGAGGAGGAGGAGGAGGAGGAGGACCCUCCAGAGGAAGCUCUCGAGCCAAACGUGCACGCGUUGCAGAAGAUGAAUUUGACAACAUGUUUUCAGGUCGAUUUAGUAGACUGCCUCGAAUUAAAACAAGAAACCAAGGCAGGAGAACUGUUUUGUAUAACGAUGAUUCCGACAAUGACAGCUUUGUUCCCACUGAAGAUCCAUUGAAUCUUGGUACGUCCAGAUCAGGUAGAGUACGGAAGAUGACAGAGAAGGCCCGAGUCAGUCAUCUCAUGGGAUGGAAUUAUUAGCAAAUGAACAUUUUAGAAGAAUUUAUAAAAAUCAGAUCCCAAUGGCCUUCUACUACAGGGAACUUACCAGGCAAAUCUACCAAGCAAAUUGUGUGGGGACUUUCUGCUUCCUUCCAGUGGUGCUUUUUCAUUAUGCCAGUAUAUGUUUGUUUUGAGACUCAAGCUCUCCACACUUCAAUUUUCCCUGCAAGCCUUACUCAUUAGGCCUUAAAUUAAAGAAAUUCUGCUCCCCCCACACACUACAUAUUUCCUAUGUUAAAGGAGCUUCUGGCUUCUCUACAGUAGCAUGACAUUUUUAUCACAAAAAAGGAAAUCGCCCUUUUUUUGGUUUUGUAUUAUAGAAAUUACAGCACCUUCUUACAGAGUUUUUAUAUAGUUUUUUUUGCCAUUUUGAUUCCUAUACACAGUAAUAAUGAUAACUUUUGCACAAUAUACCAAUCCUAAAGGCAGCUAUAAAAUGUUUACAGUUUCUAUAUUGUAAGAAGGAUCUGGAUUAUUUUAAUCAUCCCAGGCCAAACUUUCACAAAUUGUACUGAGCUGAAGUAUAUUUAUACGACAGGUUUUUGUUUUUGUUUUUGUUUUUUUGUUUUUUUGUUUUU
This is a messenger RNA of Dromiciops gliroides (monito del monte), 6128 nucleotides long. It is a transcript of the gene BRWD3, whose product is annotated as bromodomain and WD repeat domain containing 3. The record is from RefSeq and is a predicted model, not a curated record. Lineage: Eukaryota; Metazoa; Chordata; Mammalia; Microbiotheria; Microbiotheriidae. The transcript is spliced from 40 exons. Gene Ontology annotation, biological process: regulation of transcription by RNA polymerase II; regulation of cell shape; cytoskeleton organization. Gene Ontology annotation, cellular component: nucleus. Gene Ontology annotation, molecular function: protein binding. Bases 220 to 5529 code for a protein of 1769 amino acids.